Messenger RNA from Myodes glareolus (Bank vole), 3438 nucleotides. It is a transcript of the gene Tbck, whose product is annotated as TBC1 domain containing kinase. Gene Ontology annotation, cellular component: nucleus. The record is from RefSeq and is a predicted model, not a curated record. Gene Ontology annotation, molecular function: ATP binding; protein kinase activity. Lineage: Eukaryota; Metazoa; Chordata; Mammalia; Rodentia; Cricetidae. Gene Ontology annotation, biological process: protein phosphorylation.
UGACGUCACGAGCAGUGGCCGACCUGAGGCUGCCGAGGCGGAGGGGAUGCUGGGAGCUGUCAGUGGAGCGGGGCGCGCGCUCCCAGCCAAGUUCUGAGCUGGGAACCUGGGCAGCUCUCGCGGGCGAAGGCUGGUAGCCCCCGCUGUCACCUUCCCUAAGCCGCCACUCGUAGACGCGCCUGCAGUGCAGAACACGGCCCACUAAGUAGCAGCGCCAGGCACAAGCACAGCGCUUAGGAGCUCAUCCCCCCCAAUCUCUGCGCCCCCAGAUUCAGGCAGAUCAUAGAGGACCCAGAACUCCAGAAAUGUUUCCUUUGAAGGAUGCAGACAUGGGCGCCUUUACGUUCUUUGCCUCAGCUCUUCCCCAUGAUGUUUGUGGAAGCAACGGACUUCCUCUCACACCAAAUUCCAUCAAAAUAUUGGGUCGCUUUCAAAUCCUUAAGACCAUUACCCAUCCCAGACUGUGCCAAUAUGUGGAUAUUUCUAGGGGAAAGCAUGAACGACUGGUGGUUGUGGCUGAGCACUGUGAGAGGAGCUUGGAAGACCUGCUUCGGGAAAGGAAGCCUGUCAGCUAUACAAAGGUUUUGUGCAUAGCAUUUGAGGUACUUCAGGGCUUACAGUACUUGAACAAGCAUGGCAUAGUACACCGGGCACUGUCUCCUCAUAACAUCCUGUUGGAUCGAAAGGGUCAUAUUAAACUGGCUAAAUUUGGACUUUAUCACAUGACAGCUCAUGGUGAUGAUGUUGAUUUCCCAAUAGGGUAUCCCUCAUAUUUGGCACCUGAGGUAAUUGCACAAGGAAUUUUCAAAAGUACUGAUCACGUGCCAAGUGAGAAACCAUUGCCUUCUGGCCCGAAAUCAGAUGUGUGGUCUCUUGGGAUAAUUUUAUUUGAGCUUUGUGUGGGAAGAAAAUUGUUUCAGAGCUUGGAUAUUUCUGAAAGACUAAAAUUUUUGCUUACUUUAGGCUGUGUGGAUGACACUAUAGUAGUUCUAGCUGAAGAACAUGGUUGUCUGGACAUUAUCAAGGAGCUUCCUGAAAAUGUGACAAAUAUUUUGAAGAAGUGCCUCACCUUCCAUCCUUCUAAAAGGCCAACCCCAGAUGAAUUAAUGAAGGACCAGGUCUUCAGUGAAGUGUCACCUUUAUACACUCCCUUUAUCAAACCUGCCAGUCUGUUUUCAUCUUCUCUGCGAUGUGCCAACUUAACUCUGCCUGAGGAUAUUGAUGACUUGUGUAAAGUGGAUACAGACAGUGAUCACCUGGCGGAGAGAUCUAUCGAAGAGGUUUACUACCUGUGGUGUUUGGCUGGAGGUGACCUGGAGAAGGAGCUUACAAACAAGGAAAUUAUUCGAUCCAAACCACCUAUCUGCACACUCCCAAAUUUUCUCUUUGAAGAUGGUGAAAGUUUUGGACAAGGUCGAGACAGAAGCUCACUCUUAGACGAUACCACCGUGACGUUGUCCUUAUGCCAGCUAAGAAAUAGAUUAAAAGAUGUUGGAGGGGAAGCUUUUUAUCCAUUACUUGAAGAUGACCAGUCGACUUUACCUCAUUCAAACAGCAAUAAUGAGCUAUCUGCAGCUGCUACCCUGCCUUUAAUCAUCAGAGAGAGGGAUACAGAAUAUCAACUAAACAGAAUUAUUCUCUUCGACAGGCUACUGAAGGCUUAUCCUUAUAAAAAAAAUCAAAUCUGGAAAGAAGCAAGGAUUGACAUUCCUCCACUUAUGAGGGGUUUAACCUGGGCUGCUCUUCUGGGAGUAGAGGGAGCUAUUCAUGCCAAGUAUGAAGCAAUUGACAAAGACACUCCAAUUCCCACAGAUCGACAAAUUGAAGUGGAUAUUCCUCGCUGUCAUCAGUAUGAUGAACUGUUAUCAUCCCCAGAAGGUCAUGCAAAGUUCCGGCGUGUACUGAAAGCUUGGGUAGUUUCUCAUCCUGAUCUUGUGUACUGGCAAGGUCUUGACUCACUGUGCGCUCCAUUCCUGUAUCUAAAUUUCAACAAUGAAGCCUUAGCUUAUGCAUGCAUGUCUGCUUUUAUUCCAAAAUACCUGUAUAACUUCUUCUUGAAAGACAACUCACAUGUAAUUCAAGAGUACCUGACUGUGUUCUCUCAGAUGAUUGCGUUCCAUGAUCCAGAGCUGAGUAAUCAUCUCAACGAGAUUGGCUUCAUUCCUGAUCUCUAUGCCAUUCCUUGGUUUCUUACCAUGUUCACUCAUGUAUUUCCUCUGCACAAAAUUUUCCACCUCUGGGAUACAUUGCUACUUGGAAAUUCCUCUUUCCCGUUCUGCAUUGGAGUAGCCAUCCUCCAGCAGCUGCGGGACCGGCUCUUGGCUAAUGGAUUCAAUGAAUGCAUCCUUCUCUUUUCUGACUUACCAGAAAUCGACAUUGAACGCUGUGUACGAGAGUCAGUCAAUCUGUUUUGUUGGACUCCUAAGAGUGCUACAUACAGACAGCAUGCCCAGCCUCCAAAAGCAACUUCUGAGAGCAGUGGCGUCCGGAGCUCAGCACCUUACUUCUCUGUGGACUGUACAGACCCUCCAAAGACAGACCUGUCAAGAGAAUCCAUCACUUUGAAUGACCUAAAAUCAGAAGUAUCACCCCGGAUUUCAGCAGAGGACUUGAUUGAUUUGUGCGAGCUCUCAGUGACAGGCCACUUCAAGACCCCCACCAAGAAAACAAAGUCUAGUAAGCCAAAGCUCCUGGUGGUCGACAUCCGAAACAAUGAAGACUUUCUCCGAGGUCACAUUGCAGGCAGCAUCAACAUCCCGUUCAGCGCUGCUUUCACAGCGGAGGGAGAGCUCAGCCAAGGCCCUUACACCACGAUGCUUCAGAACUUCAAGGGGAAGGUCAUUGUGAUCGUGGGGCAUGUGGCCAAGCACACAGCCGAGUUCGCAGCUCACCUUGUGAAGAUGAAAUAUCCAAGAGUCUGCAUUCUAGACGGCGGCAUCAAUAAGAUUAAGCCAACAGGACUCCUCACCGUCCCUUCUCCUCAGAUAUGAAGGACCAUGUGCAUGGCUGACCAGCAGAGAGUGGCAUCGCCCCAGGCACAGCUCUUCACAGGCUGUCUCCCUGAGACACAAGUGGACAUCCAGACCACUGCAAUGCCACAAGUUUUGUCAUGAAUCACUGUGUAAAUCUUCUGAGCCCAACAUUCACCUGUCUAGGCAGGAAACUUGACUGCACAUGUAUUACUGAAGGAAUUUUCUUAAUAGUGAAAUCUGAUCAUGUCUUUUUACCCCACUGCCACAUAAAGCCGGAGGAAUUCAGCUGACAGGGCAAAUUUAACAUUAUCAAGACUUCAAGAUGCACUGAGAAAGCUGCAUCCACCGCUCUGAGCAGACUGUCCUGACAACGGGGUUCAGAAAUAGGGUGUGAAAUCACCACCUUUUCAUUACAGCAGGAAUUAGAAAGCUAUUCAUAAUAAAUGUGGCAUUUGGUAACUCACAA